Molecule: messenger RNA, 1577 nt
Organism: Plectropomus leopardus (leopard coralgrouper)
Lineage: Eukaryota; Metazoa; Chordata; Actinopteri; Perciformes; Serranidae
Source: RefSeq, a predicted model, not a curated record
CUGUUCCACGCCUUCUUGGAUCCAGUCCAUGGCCUUCAGCGAUGCCGGCACGCCUGAGCACUGCAGUUGCUCAUUUCGACAAAAAUGACCCAACCAACGGAUAAUUCUUUCCAACCUCAACCACAAAGUGGGCAGGGCCUACACACCCAGGAAAGUGGAGAUGCUGGCCUCUCUUCCAAUAUGAAGCACAGGUUCAGUGAUAAUUACUAUGAAAAUACUUUGCCUGUGACAGCAAAAGGCUGCUUCGUGACGCCCAUUCCUAAGGGGGAACUGAACAUCAUUUAUCGCCCUGCAAUGGGGGGAAAGAUCUGGUCACGCCCAUUGAUGUUUGAGUAUGCUGCUGGUCCAAAGUCACACGAUGUGUCUGCUGAGGAAGGAUUCAUUAAACCGCCCACUCUAGCAAAAGCAGAGUCAGAGAGCAGCCCAAAAGAGGCAACUGUCAAGGUUUCAACCAGAACAACGGCCAUUUUAGAGGGGCAGACAGAUGUAGAAGUAGCAGGGAAAGAAAGCUGCAUCAAGAUGGAUGCCAGAGGAAACCCAGCAAAACCAAAAGGUCCACCACUGGUUCCUGGAGACAGGAGAAGCAAUAACCAUCAAAGGAAAAGAGCUGCCAGGAACUACAAGAAAUUGUUCCUUCUAGUAUGUUUGAUGGCACUGCUCCCUGUCUCUGAGGGCUUUCCUGGUGCUCAACCUGCAACAGACAAAAAACCUAGGUGUUUUACCUGCAUGGACAAGGCAAGAUGUCCAAAGUUGAUGACCAUAUAUGAGAGUGAUCGCAACAAAAUUUUGUUCAGAAGAGACCUCAAUCAGACAUUGCCAGAUUGCUCUGCAAUCUCUCCACCUGGUCCUCAGAGAUGUGAUGUGUGCUUGAACCAUCACAAUACCACCAUCUUCUGCUCAGAGGACAUCAGCAAAUUUGAUGUGGAAGAUAAUGACGGAGGACAAAUUGUGGACAUCUCUCCAGACUGUGGGGUGAAGUCAGGUGCACAGAAGAAUGGCUGUGCACAUGUUGGAUCCUCUGUGAGCACUGCCCUCUUUUUGAUUGUGGUGGUAGCACUUGCGAUCUAAAUCACUGCCAGGAAACAUAAGAGGACUGAAAGUGAUCAGCUGUGAAGAACACUGAAGAAGAAAGACAGCAGUGUUUCAUCCAAUAAUUCCUAUCUUUAGUUGUCAUAGAUGCCUUGAAGAAAAUUGAUGUGUAGUGUAGUUAUCUAUUGACUGUUUUCUUGAUUAUCAAAUUAAUCUUUCAGCCUAUAUAAUGUCCAAAAAUGCUGUCAUCAAAUUGCUUGUUUUUUCCAGUCAACAUGAAAAAAAAUUGUGACGAAAAAGCGAAAAGAAGUAAAUCUUUAUGACUUAGAGGCUGGAAAUAGAGAGCUUUUGGCCUAUUUGUCUAGUUAAUAAUGCUUAAUAGGCCAUUAAAAUAGCUGCAGAUUAUUUCUCUGUCAAUCAACUAAUCGCUUAUGUAGUGAAUCAGCAUUCAGUUCUUGAUAGCUGACAAUAAUGUUAGAAGUUUUUAGCUGUUAGCAAAAUUAUGUAUAUGUGUACUUGCUCUUAAUUAAAAAAAAUAUUGCUUUAAA